UAUAAAUGAAUGAAGUAGUACUUAAUACGGACGCUUUUUUGUGACUAAGGAUUUUAGUUUGCCAUUGUGAUUUGCAGGAAUAAAAUAAAAAAGAAAAUCGUCGUACAAAUUGGUUUGCGUUACUAUGAAGAUUUUGGCGGGAAAUUUGUUGGCUAUGUUUGUUUUGGUGUUGUCAUUAUUUUUCACUCAAGUCACGGCUAAAACAGUAUCGGAAACUUCAUUUUUCUGCGAAGAAGAUAAGUUUAAAUGCUCUUCUCAAAAGUGCAUUCCUGACAAGUGGAAAUGUGAUGGCGAUGACGAUUGUGGUGACGGAAGUGACGAAGUCAAUUGCCAUCUCGCUACCUGCAAGCCGAAUGAGUUUACAUGCAAGAAUAAAAAAUGCAUACCGAAGAAAUGGGCGUGUGAUAGUGAGGUGGAUUGCUCGGACGGUUCGGACGAAAAUAAUUGCCCAAAACCAACCUGCAGACCAGAUUCCUUUCACUGUAAUAACUCAAGAUGUGUUCAAAAAAAGUGGAAAUGUGACGGCCAUGAUGACUGUGGUGAUAAUUCAGACGAAGAAUCUUGUGGAGACGUCAUAUCGACGUGUAAAAGUAGCGAGUUUAAGUGUGGUAACGGCGCCUGCAUUUUUAAACUCUGGGCUUGUGACGGAGAGAAAGAUUGUCAAGAUGGAUCGGACGAAGAAAAUUGCAAAAAACUCGUUUCGGAAUGUGAUCCCAGUGAAUUUCGCUGCACUACCAAUCAUUGUAUACCAAACAAGUGGAGAUGUGACGGUGCGAACGACUGCCAUAACGGUGCUGACGAAAGGAACUGUUCGUUGAUAACAACCAAUAAGCCGGUAAAGGUUUGUGCGGCUAAGUUUUGGCAGUGCCAGAAUGGAGAUUGCAUCAAGAAGGAAUGGAAAUGCGAUGGAGAAAAUGAUUGUUCAGAUGGAAGUGACGAACAAGCUUGUGAUCAGAUACAUUGUCAUUCAACAAAAGCCAGUUGCAAAAAUGGACGUCAAUGUAUUUUUUCCAGUCACAAAUGUAAUGGUUUCAAAGAUUGUGAUGAUGGAUCAGACGAAGAAAAUUGUGGAAAACCACCAAUCAAUUGUGGUUUAAAUCAUUUCAACUGUACAGAUGGUAGUUGCAUAAAUAUAUCUGAAGUUUGUAACCUUAAAAGGGAUUGUCCACAUUGGGAAGACGAACCCGCUAACUGUUUCAUCAACGAAUGUUUAAGCAACAAUGCUCACUGCAUGCAUACUUGUACUGACCUCAAAAUAGGAUACAAAUGUUCCUGCAAGAAAGGCUACGAGCUAGCUGCUGAUAGAAAAACUUGUAAUGACGUUAACGAAUGCAAAAUUUACGGUUCCUGUCACCACUCAUGCACAAACACAAAAGGUCAUUUUAAGUGCGCUUGCGCCAGUGGCUAUGUGUUAGGACCAGAUAUGAAAUCGUGUAAAGCUUUGGGUGUAAGCAGUUGGGUGUAUUUUGCUAAUCGUCACGACAUCAGAAAGAUGCUCCCUAAUGUUAGAGAGUACACGGUUGAAGUUUCGAACCAGAGUGGGGUAGUUAGCUUUGACUUUGAUAUCAACAACAAACACAUCUAUUGGAGCGAUAUAAAAUUAAAAAAAAUUCAACGGUCGGUGAUCGACAAACAUGAUUCAAUUGAAACAAUCGUUGACCAUGUUCACACGCCUGAUGGGUUAGCUUUUGAUUGGAUUGGUGGAAAACUUUACUGGACAGACACAGGUUAUAAAACUAUAGAGGUUUCUGAUCUUUACGGUCAUCAUAAUGCUGAUCUUGUAAAAGUUGGAUUAGCUGAACCAAGAGCCAUUGCUUUAAACCCACAUGAGGGAUUCUUGUAUUGGACCGACUGGGGAGAAUCAGCUGCAAUUGAGAAGAUUUCGAUGGAUGGAGCUGAAGAAACUCGUGUUAAGAUCGUUACAGUAAAUAUAGUAUGGCCUAAUGGUUUGUCUAUUGACUUGGCACAGAAAAGAAUAUACUGGAUCGAUGCAAAACUGAAACGAAUUGAAUCAACAGACUUUAAUGGUGAAAACAGAGUUUUGCUGCGAGAAGGAGGAUUUUCGCAUCCCUUUGCACUUGAUGCUUUUGAAGACAUGUUAUAUUGGACUGAUUGGAAGCUAGAUGGUGUUGUCAGAAUGUCGAAGUUUAACACAACCAUUACCCCUGUUCAGUUAGAACUGUAUGCGCCCAUGGACGUGAAGGUGUGGCACCCCAUGAAGCAAAUGAAAGAGCCCAAUCCUUGUGGUGCAAAUAAUUAUGGCUGUAGUCACCUAUGUUUGCUUGCAAAUCAUUUCGGUCGCCGUACAGUUGUUUGCAAAUGUCCACGAAAUAUGACGCUUGACAAAUCAAAGAAGAAGUGUAAAGGAAUUCCUGUAACUAGAGGACCCAAAUCUACUGCUACUAAGAAGGUUCUAACCACCGUGACUAUACAGUCAACUUACAAGAAAGUGACAAAGUCAAAAUCUACUCAAACACAAAAAACUUCAAAGAAAUCAAGUAAACUCUAUACAACUGCAAGUACAACAAAAGUUCCAGUGGUUAACCCACAAGAACACGCCCCAAGAACAGCAGAUCUAUCAUCCAAUAUGAGCACAGGUACUAUCACUGCAAUCGUCAUCUCCGUCAUCAUUGCCUUGAUUAUUCUCUUGUUUCUCGUUUUCUACUUGAAACGACGUCACGUUGGUAAAAAUCACGUUAUGUAUUACAAAGACAUGUCAACAAUGCCGUUAGAAGAAGACUUUGAUGUAACUCCUAACGAUCUAAACGAUAAAGCGAAGAUUAUAACGGAUUAUUAGGCCAUACCCUGUGUAAUGUAUGAGGUGUGGUCGAUUGGGUACACUCACGUGAACUAAUUUUGUACAACAUUUUGACAUUGUCCCGCAAUUAUUAAAUGUUUUAUAUAUUAAAAUUUAAUAUAUGCCUGUUCCUUGAAACCUGUGAAAAGAGUGAAAACCUUCACACUGUCCUUACUAUUCGAGCG
This is a messenger RNA of Hydractinia symbiolongicarpus, 2982 nucleotides long. Its product is annotated as very low-density lipoprotein receptor-like. Gene Ontology annotation, molecular function: calcium ion binding; protein binding. NCBI's taxonomy places the organism in Eukaryota, Metazoa, Cnidaria, Hydrozoa, Anthoathecata, Hydractiniidae. The transcript is spliced from 14 exons. The record is from RefSeq and is a predicted model, not a curated record. Bases 125 to 2797 code for a protein of 890 amino acids.